AUGAAUACAUUAGAAAGUCAAAAUGAUCGGGUGGCAGAAGAAUUAGCUGCUAAAGUCGCUCGAAUGAAAGAUCUUGCAUUUACAAUUGAACAUGAAACAAAAGAACAUAGUCGAUUUCUUGACACAAUGAGCUUUGAAUUUGAAACAGCACGUAGUUUUCUUCGUCGUGGUCCUCGUCAUAUCCGUGAUGUUAUGCAGUAUAGUGGACCUGUUGAUCCUCGUGCAAUAUUUUAUAUUAUUGGUGCUAUUGUUUGUGCUCUUCUUUUUCUUUAUUACGUUGUCAGUCCAUCUCGAACAAAGUAA
Adineta steineri is the source of this 303-nucleotide messenger RNA. NCBI's taxonomy places the organism in Eukaryota, Metazoa, Rotifera, Eurotatoria, Adinetida, Adinetidae. The record is from the annotation of a GenBank genome assembly.